ACCCGACAUGUCUGCGGCCACUGGAACAAUCACUGUUGCAAUUAUGAAUUUAGGUCAAUGAAAGUGAAAGCCUGUCCUGGCAAUUACUUAUGUAUAUGAGUUCAUCAACCCAAAGUUCUGCUAUACGGCAUACUGCGCAGAGGAGAGCAACACACGCAUGACCACCACCAGAUCAACCCUUCCCUCAGAAGAGAGCACCACACACAUGACCACCAUUGCAUCAAGCCUUCCCUCAGAAGAGAGCACCACACACAUGACCACCAUUGCAUCAAGCCUUCCCUCAGAAGAGAGCACCACACACAUGACCACCAUUGCAUCAAGCCUUCCCUCAGAAGAGAGCACCACACACAUGACCACCAUUGCAUCAAGCCUUCCCUCAGAAGAGAGCACCACACACAUGACCACCAUUGCAUCAAGCCUUCCCUCAGAAGAGAGCACCACACACAUGACCACCACCAUUGCAUCAAGCCUUCCCUCAGAAGAGAGCACCACACACAUGACCACCAUUGCAUCAAGCCUUCCCUCAGAAGAGAGCACCACACACAUGACCACCACCAUUGCAUCAAGCCUUCCCUCAGAAGAGAGCACCACACACAUGACCACCAUCGCAUCAAGCCUUCCCUCAGAAGAGAGCACCACACACAUGACCACCAUUGCAUCAAGCCUUCCCUCAGAAGAGAGCACCACACACAUGACCACCAUUGCAUCAAGCCUUCCCUCAGAAGAGAGCACCACACACAUGACCACCAUUGCAUCAAGCCUUCCCUCAGAAGAGAGCACCACACACAUGACCACCAUCGCAUCAAGCCUUCCCUCAGAAGAGAGCACCACACACAUGACCACCAUUGCAUCAAGCCUUCCCUCAGAAGAGAGCACCACACACAUGACCACCAUCGCAUCAAGCCUUCCCUCAGAAGAGAGCACCACACACAUGACCACCAUCGCAUCAAGCCUUCCCUCAGAAGAGAGCACCACACACAUGACCACCACCAUUGCAUCAAGCCUUCCCUCAGAAGAGAGCACCACACACAUGACCACCAUUGCAUCAAGCCUUCCCUCAGAAGAGAGCACCACACACAUGACCACCAUCGCAUCAAGCCUUCCCUCAGAAGAGAGCACCACACACAUGACCACCAUCGCAUCAAGCCUUCCCUCAGAAGAGAGCACCACACACAUGACCACCACCAUUGCAUCAAGCCUUCCCUCAGAAGAGAGCACCACACACAUGACCACCACCAUUGCAUCAAGCCUUCCCUCAGAAGAGAGCACCACACACAUGACCACCACCAUUGCAUCAAGCCUUCCCUCAGAAGAGAGCACCACACACAUGACCACCACCAUUGCAUCAAGCCUUCCCUCAGAAGAGAGCACCACACACAUGACCACCAUUGCAUCAAGCCUUCCCUCAGAAGAGAGCACCACACACAUGACCACCACCAUUGCAUCAAGCCUUCCCUCAGAAGAGAGCACCACACACAUGACCACCACCAUUGCAUCAAGCCUUCCCUCAGAAGAGAGCACCACACACAUGACCACCACCAUUGCAUCAAGCCUUCCCUCAGAAGAGAGCACCACACACAUGACCACCACCAUCGCAUCAAGCCUUCCCUCAGAAGAGAGCACCACACACAUGACCACCAUCGCAUCAAGCCUUCCCUCAGAAGAGAGCACCACACACAUGACCACCACCAUCGCAUCAAGCCUUCCCUCAGAAGAGAGCACCACACACAUGACCACCACCAUCGCAUCAAGCCUUCCCUCAGAAGAGAGCACCACACACAUGACCACCACCAUUGCAUCAAGCCUUCCCUCAGAAGAGAGCACCACACACAUGACCACCACCAUUGCAUCAAGCCUUCCCUCAGAAGAGAGCACCACACACAUGACCACCACCAUUGCAUCAAGCCUUCCCUCAGAAGAGAGCACCACACACAUGACCACCACCAUCGCAUCAAGCCUUCCCUCAGAAGAGAGCACCACACACAUGACCACCACCAUCGCAUCAAGCCUUCCCUCAGAAGAGAGCACCACACACAUGACCACCACCAUUGCAUCAAGCCUUCCCUCAGGUAUUUUUGAAACAAUUUUUGCAGGAAAUGGCCACUGUAAAGAAGAGAGCACUACACACAUGACCACCACCAUUGCAUCAAGCCUUCCCUCAGAAGAGAGCACCACACACAUGACCACCACCAUCGCAUCAAGCCUUCCCUCAGAAGAGAGCACUACACACAUGACCACCACCAUUGCAUCAAGCCUUCCCUCAGAAGAGAGCACCACACACAUGACCACCACCAUCGCAUCAAGCCUUCCCUCAGAAGAGAGCACCACACACAUGACCACCACCAUUGCAUCAAGCCUUCCCUCAGAAGAGAGCACCACACACAUGACCACCACCAUCGCAUCAAGCCUUCCCUCAGAAGAGAGCACCACACACAUGACCACCACCAUUGCAUCAAGCCUUCCCUCAGAAGAGAGCACCACACACAUGACCACCACCAUUGCAUCAAGCCUUCCCUCAGAAGAGAGCACCACACACAUGACCACCAUCGCAUCAAGCCUUCCCUCAGAAGAGAGCACCACACACAUGACCACCAUCGCAUCAAGCCUUCCCUCAGAAGAGAGCACCACACACAUGACCACCACCAUUGCAUCAAGCCUUCCCUCAGAAGAGAGCACCACACACAUGACCACCAUUGCAUCAAGCCUUCCCUCAGAAGAGAGCACCACACACAUGACCACCAUCGCAUCAAGCCUUCCCUCAGAAGAGAGCACCACACACAUGACCACCACCAUCGCAUCAAGCCUUCCCUCAGAAGAGAGCACCACACACAUGACCACCACCAUUGCAUCAAGCCUUCCCUCAGAAGAGAGCACCACACACAUGACCACCACCAUUGCAUCAAGCCUUCCCUCAGAAGAGAGCACCACACACAUGACCACCACCAUUGCAUCAAGCCUUCCCUCAGAAGAGAGCACCACACACAUGACCACCAUCGCAUCAAGCCUUCCCUCAGAAGAGAGCACCACACACAUGACCACCAUUCGCAUCAAGCCUUCCCUCAGAAGAGAGCACCACACACAUGACCACCAUUGCAUCAAGCCUUCCCUCAGAAGAGAGCACCACACACAUGACCACCACCAUUGCAUCAAGCCUUCCCUCAGAAGAGAGCACCACACACAUGACCACCAUUGCAUCAAGCCUUCCCUCAGAAGAGAGCACCACACACAUGACCACCAUCGCAUCAAGCCUUCCCUCAGAAGAGAGCACCACACACAUGACCACCACCAUCGCAUCAAGCCUUCCCUCAGAAGAGAGCACCACACACAUGACCACCACCAUCGCAUCAAGCCUUCCCUCAGAAGAGAGCACUACACACAUGACCACCACCAUCGCAUCAAGCCUUCCCUCAGAAGAGAGCACCACACACAUGACCACCAUCGCAUCAAGCCUUCCCUCAGAAGAGAGCACCACACACAUGACCACCACCAUUGCAUCAAGCCUUCCCUCAGAAGAGAGCACCACACACAUGACCACCAUUGCAUCAAGCCUUCCCUCAGAAGAGAGCACCACACACAUGACCACCAUCGCAUCAAGCCUUCCCUCAGAAGAGAGCACCACACACAUGACCACCAUCGCAUCAAGCCUUCCCUCAGAAGAGAGCACCACACACAUGACCACCACCAUCGCAUCAAGCCUUCCCUCAGAAGAGAGCACCACACACAUGACCACCAUUGCAUCAAGCCUUCCCUCAGAAGAGAGCACCACACACAUGACCACCAUUGCAUCAAGCCUUCCCUCAGAAGAGAGCACCACACACAUGACCACCAUUGCAUCAAGCCUUCCCUCAGAAGAGAGCACCACACACAUGACCACCAUCGCAUCAAGCCUUCCCUCAGAAGAGAGCACCACACACAUGACCACCACCAGAUCAACUCGCCCCUCAGGUAUUUUCAUAUUCUUUUUGUAAUGUUAUGAUUUUUCAUUAGAGGUGGUUGGCUUGGCUUAGAUUUCUACUGAAGAACUUUAUCACAUUCUCAUUAAGACAAUGAAUAGGUAAAGUAGACAAUCACUGUUGCAUUCUAAAGAGAUUGUUU
Messenger RNA from Megalobrama amblycephala (Wuchang bream), 4095 nucleotides. Its product is annotated as mucin-3A-like. Lineage: Eukaryota; Metazoa; Chordata; Actinopteri; Cypriniformes; Xenocyprididae. The transcript has 77 exons. Bases 158 to 3976 code for a protein of 1272 amino acids. The record is from RefSeq and is a predicted model, not a curated record.